Messenger RNA from Nilaparvata lugens (brown planthopper), 6286 nucleotides. RefSeq names its product galactosylgalactosylxylosylprotein 3-beta-glucuronosyltransferase P. Bases 578 to 1702 code for a protein of 374 amino acids. Gene Ontology annotation, cellular component: Golgi membrane. Lineage: Eukaryota; Metazoa; Arthropoda; Insecta; Hemiptera; Delphacidae. Gene Ontology annotation, molecular function: galactosylgalactosylxylosylprotein 3-beta-glucuronosyltransferase activity. The transcript has 10 exons. The record is from RefSeq and is a predicted model, not a curated record. Gene Ontology annotation, biological process: carbohydrate metabolic process; chondroitin sulfate proteoglycan biosynthetic process.
GGCGUUCGUGCAAAGCCGUAUCGCCGAAUGCGAACGAGUCGGCUUCAACUUCAAUUCACUGCUCAGUCGCUCAGUCGUUCCGUAGCUCAUGACUAGUGAUAACAGACAACACUGGGAAGCCCACAACAGUGAGAACACCGCAACACACUAUUUUCUUCUUGCGAUCGCGCUAUCAAAUCUCGCAAAUAUUCUAUCAGAAAUCCCUUUGAAUAUGUAUUUCAAAAGAGAAAAUAUAAAUUAGGAAGAAAAUCGGUUCAAAUUAUUUGCUGGCAACCCGACGUGACUAAGAGCUAACCUUCAUGAAUUCACAGUGUGUGUUUUGACAGUGCACAUGUUGGGUAGGCUUUAGGGACAGCUAAUUAGAGUGCUAUCUCAAUUUUGCAUCACCAUUCAUUCGAGAACUUGGCAAGCACGGUCUUCCUCGGACAGAUUCAUCCACUGGGUUCCAUCACUGCUUGGCAGAUUUGCCAUACUGAGAGCUAUGGAUGAAGACUCCGGGAAGUUUCAUGCAUCAGUGCAUAGAGAUGAAUUGGGGCGUAUCAUUUUCAGAAGAUGAGAAUUACAAUUCUCAUGCAAAAUGUGUACAUCAAGACAUCUGGAAUCUUCUCCUGCAAUGGGCAAAACCAUUGUACAGAUGUCGAGAAAACUCUGGUUACUGAUGAUAAUUGGGGCCUGCCUGAUAGUAGCUCAGUACCAGCUUGCUAGCGUCUGGCUGGUGACGGCUCCUUCUACAAUCUCGUAUGAACACCAAUCGGCUCCAGUCACUUCCGCCAGCGUGCAGGCGAUUGUCAACAAACUCCAACUCGAUACAUCGAUUGUUAACACUGUUGGCGAGAAGGUGCUCAGAGAGAUAGCACUGCAAAUGGGCCAACAAAUGCUCGAAGUAUGUGAGGUACCACCUCUCAGCCACAGACACUCCUCAAAACCAUCCGUUCAGAGUAAUGCCUUCCAGUUUCUGCCUCCUCUGUACAUAAUCACGCCAACCUACCGCCGUCCGGAGCAAGUACCUGAACUCACAAGGUUGGCCCAAACACUUAUGCAUGUCCCCAAUCUUCAUUGGUUGGUGAUAGAGGAUGCACACAAUCAGACUACUCAGGUCACUGAGCUACUACAAAGAACGGGCAUCCGAUUUGAGCAUCUCGUCGCACCAAUGCCUGAAUCAUACAAGAAAAAGAAGGGCUCAAAGCCCAGAGGAGUUUCAAACCGCAAUAAAGGAUUGCAAUGGCUGCGAGCCAAUGCAACAGAUGGAGUCUUCUACUUCGCUGAUGAUGACAACACAUAUGAUAUUGCACUUUUUAGCGAGAUGAGGUUCACAAGAAAAGUGUCGAUGUGGCCCGUGGGAUUAUGUACUAAAUUUGGCAUCAGCACACCGGUCAUCCACAAUGGCACAUUUUUCGGCUUCUAUGACGGCUGGAUGGCUGGCCGUAAGUUUCCAGUCGACAUGGCAAGCUUUGCAGUUAGCGUACAGUUUCUUCACGAGAGGCCGGACGCUAUCAUGCCUUUCAAGCCUGGUUUUGAAGAGGAUGGCUUCUUGAGAAGUUUAUCACCAUUUGAUCCGAAAGACAUAGAGUUCAAGGCAGAAAAUUGUACAAAGAUAUUGGUUUGGCACACCCAAACGAAAAAGAACGAGCCUGCUGCUAAGUUGGAUAUUGCAAAAUAUAAUAACACGAAUCUGGUCAAGUUGAGGAGCCUUAUAGUUUGACCUCAGCAUCAUCCAAAGGACUUGACCUUUCAUAACGGAGUGACCAGCUUUUAAAAUCAAAAUGUAAUUUAUGUAUUUAUACAUUUAAUUGAACUAGGUUAAGGAGUGACUGUGACAAUCUUAAAGACAUUAUUUCUUAAAAUUUAUAUUUGAUUGCAAUCGUCGUUGUAAAUUUGUAACUCAAACAAUAAUGUUGUUGGAGCGUUAAUAUGGCUUUUAAUGGAGAGUUCGAACAUCCAUUUUUCGCAGAUCUUCAUACUCUAAGACUUCUUAUCCUGUCGUUUUGAUUUUAGUGUAAGUUUUUCAGCAGUUAUUCACUAAAGCUUUAUCUUUCUGUCCUCUUUAGCCUAUGAUAUGGAUCGCACCUUGUAGUCCAAAUAAUUUGCUUUUGUAGUCUAGUCUGUGUCUUCCUCUGCUAUUUUACUGUGAUUUCUCAUUGAAUAUUAUUGGUUCGAUAUUGAUUUAUUUCAAUUAUAUUAGAGAAUUGUGAGCCCUGGCCUUUCACCACAACUGUUUUGAAGGUGUAGAAUUCUUGUUAUUCUGCUUCUCGCAUCUGAAACCUACUUUUCUAAUCUGUCCUAUGUUCUUCAAUGUUGUUUUCCAUCACAAACUGCUUAUUAUUAAAUCACUUUUUGCUAUUAAAAAGAACGACUAGCAGUCAGAAUUUUUUUGAAUAAAUGAAUCACUCACUUUGACAACGAGAUCUUUCAGCAGGUCCACCAUCUUCAUUUAAUCUUCAUCUUCGUCUGUUCUAUAUGUCUAUUUUCAGGCAGUAUGCUAGAGAGAAAGGAUUAUAAUAUAUUAUAAAAUUAUUUUAAUUUUAAUAUAUUGACUAAUUAUUUGACUGCAUGUCGUUUGAAAUAUUCUACAUAGAAAAAAGUGUGUUAUAAUAUAUUAUCAGAAAGUGAUAACUUCAUCUCCACUCCUUUUUGAUCGCUGUCUAAGUUUGCCUUUUCAAUGCUUCUAAGGGGCUAGGGUUCAAAACUAUGAUGUAGCAGGACUGAAUAUUAUAACGUCUUCAUUGUUUUACUGAUUGAUAAAGUAUCACAUUAGACUCCUUUGAUUUUCCAUUCCUGUGGUUUUUAUUUCUUAAAUUUAUAUUUUAAAAUGUAUCCUUACUGGAGCUUACUACUAUAACACCAAGCUGAACUACCAACUCAUUUAUUAGGACCUUAAAAGAUAAAAACAUAGGCUACUUCGGCCAAAUCGUUAGAUGCACUUUUUGGUACUUCUUCAACUCAAACUCUUAAAUUUUCUCACAUAAUUCACAAGUAGACAAAAAUUUAUAAUACCGUAUAUAUUCAAAAACAAUCAAAUUGUGAUGGUGCUAAAAUAGGUAAAUGAGUAGACCUACAAUAAGAUUAAAAUUUUCUAAAUUUUCUCCUAUCAGAAAAUUGCACAUUCUUCAUUAAAAUUCAUUCCUCAAAAAACUAUCUAGCAAUCUUAGAUACUUAUUAUUUAGACUAUAGUUCGUUCAUGUAAUAAUUGGCUACCUGCUACCACUAUCUAGUAUGUAUGCCUAUUCUAUACCUGUAUAGGCCUACUCAAUUGAAAAAUCCACUUCAGAAUCAUUAUUUUAAUAAAUAACAUUUCAUAAUGACUGAUUUCGUCAGAUUAUGGUAACAAGUGAUGAAGUAAUGUAGAAUCAGUGAGCUUUGAAUGAUGCACUCUUGGUGAGAAAGAGUAAAGGUGGAAUAAUUUUUGCGUCCUUAGUCCCAGAAUAAUUUUUAUUAAAUAUUAUAAUCCGAUCUAUUUAGUUUAUUCUAUAGCGUGUGAAUUCUAGCUAUUUCAAAUGAAGAGGGGUAGUUUAUUCACAAAAGAAUACACAUUUUAAUAUGUAUUAAUAAUUAAUGUUUGAUUCUCACUUUUCAAUGGUGUCUCCUACUUUAUAAAUAAUAGUUAUGUAUCCAACACUUCGACCUGACUAUAAAUAUAUCUGAGGAAAAAUUAUUAUUUUGGACUUUAUCCUUCUCUUGUUGACUCUAAUAUUCUUUUCCUUCACAGCUGAGACUAGUCCUCUUGUGUUGAACCUAUUGCUUGACUUUAGCUUUUGUUGUUCUUUUCUUCUUCUUAUUUUUGCUAAUAACUGUGCUAAAUUUCUCUUAAAUUGAUAAUUGAUACCUGAAACCAUGUUUCUGUUGUAACCUGAUGUGUUAAGUGAUGUGAUUCAUCUAUUGCUUGAUAGACUUUAGAUGCUUUUGUUGUUCUUUUCUUCUACUUAUUCUUGUUAAUAACUGUGCUGAAUUUCUCUUAAAUUAAUAGUUAAUACAGUACCUGAACCCAUGCUUCUGUUGAAACCUGAUGUGAUAGUUGAUGUGCUUCAUAGAUUGUGUCUGCACUCUUAUUGAUUGGUGCAUCUUUGUCCCGAGAUUAUUCAACACCUUUCACGAUAUUCUUCAUUUUUGGAUUUGUAAGAAACCAAUCAAAAACGUUAUCAACAUAAUUGUUUUUCCAUCGAAUUUCCAAAUGUUAGAAACCAUCACAGAUCAUACGUUUAUUAACUCAUUUCAUUAACAGAUCAACGAGCAUGUAGUCGGUUAAGUGAGUGGACAUUGUUGUCCAAACUUCGCCAUUUCAUCAAAUAAAAAAAUCAUUCUGUAAUAAAGACAAAUUUGAAUCAAACUGGUCAUUAUUCUCUUAUUUUCGAAGCAGAACAAUGCAAUUUUUCCGGGCUACAUAUUCACUCCAGAUUUUCAACUUUUACUGCCUCUAUUUUUGAAUUCUCAUUUUGUUCUAUUUCUGUCAAACGGAAAGUUUUGUGUCAAUGUGAUCUAAUAAUGAAAAUUACAAUAAUUUAUUGUUAUGUAUUAUGAGCUCCAGUUCCUUGUAAAUCAUCUCAUCUCAUAUUCUGUUUUAAUCUUUAGCCAUAUUUUGUCAGAUUGCAUUGUAAUAUAUUCCUGUACAAUCAUAUUGUAGGCCUACACUGAAAUACAGUAUGAGAAUAUUCAAAAUACCAAAUUAGCAGAUUAUGAGGUUGAUAAUACUCAAAAACUUCUACAUUGAUUCUAUUGCACUCAUACAUAUCAUUCAAAUGUUCAGCUUUGUUGACAUUUAUACAAGCAUUAUUAUAAUCCCCCGUUUGCAAGAAUCACUGUUUCUGCUUAAUUUGUUUAUACAUAGCUCCAGUAAAAUUCAGAGAGAAUAAAAUGUAAAUAACAUUUUAUACUCUCUGAUAAAACUAAGAAGUCUGUGAUUCGUCGAAUUACAAGAAUUAAUUUUUUUGGAAAACAAUAAAAAGGUAUCUACAAUGAAUUGAGGGCAUUAUUUUAUAUUAUAAUAGAUUUUCGUUUAUUAUUUAUAUUAUGUUACAUUUAUUUCUUGAAUAAUGACACUCUCCCACAUACAUUUAACAUAGAGGGUGCGGAAUAAUAAUCAAUAUGAUCAUUAUCCAACACCUCCCUGCAACCUUUAUGUAAGCUGAAUACUUCUUCAUUAUUCCGAAUGAUUCAUCAAUAGAUAACAAAUCUCUAGGUGAAUAAUGUGAGCUCUCACAUGCACUUUAUAAUGAAUGCUUCAUAAUAACAGAUAUUCAUGCAGCGUUAUUAACAGUUGAUUCAAUUUCCUUUGCAUUACUAUUGAUUAUAAACCAAGCAUAUCUAGCCAUUAUUUUGCUUAUUUGUUAAAUCCAUUAUUAAUAGGUCUAGGCAUUUUCAAAUUACAUAGCUUACCAAUGUACAGUUGAUUAUUCAAUAAUUUAGUAUUAAGCUCAUAUUAAAGUAAUUAUUUGAUUACCAAAUCAUAUUAGGAUAGUUAUUGUUUUCUACAUCAUUUAUCUCAUGCUUUAUUGUUACAACCAUACAAUAUUCAAGGUUCUGGAGUACAUGACUUACUUGUUCCUGUGUAAAUUAUUCCAAAUAAGCUUAAUUAUAAUGUUAUGUGACUGUCCACCUAAUCAAUGCAUAUCAAAAGUUUUAGAUUUAGGGUUAUUUAAUUUUAAGUUUUGAAACGGGCUGUUGAUGAGUUAAUUCUCAUUUAAUUUGUGGCUUAAGAAAGGAUUAGCUUGUAUUCAUCCCAUUCUAUUGUAAAUACAUAUAAAUAAUUAUGAGGAUGAAUGAAUGGAGUUGAACAUUUAUUUUUAAAAGUAUUUUCAACUCUGGAAUAGAUUGGAAGAUCAUCUUCUAUUCUAGCUAUCUUUAUUGUAGUCUAUGCACAUCCAUGUAUUAAUUUUUUUGAAUGAAUACUGAUUUAAGCUUAUUGAACAUGUUAUCUUCAUUUUAAUAAUGUGAUAUCUAAAAUAAGAAUUGUCUGAAUUGCACAUUUAAAAAGUUAUUUUAUUGAUGAAAUUCAAAUCAAUAAUUUAGUGAUACAAUUUAAAGCUUGUGCCUGAUAGUUGAGAGUAAAAAAAUCUUGAUUGCACUUUAUAAUGUAUUAUAUUUUUGAAAUUUACGAUACUUAUUUUCAGUAAAAUAAUUUAUAAUUGUAACGAAUUCCUUAGGUAAGAUAUUAUCAGUGGAUUGCCUGUUGAGCAAUUAAUUUGUAAAGCGUUGAUGGUUAUGUAAACUGUGUUAUGUUCAUUAUGUUCAUAUGUGAAUUGUAUCUACCUUUCAUAUGCUAAGAAAUAAAUAAACUAUCAUUUUCCCGACA